AUGGCUGUUAGCAGUUUGUCGUAUUGUUGGAACACAAAAAUGAAGAUACUUUCUCCAGCUUUGAAGAGAAUUUGGAAAAAAUGGGAUAUACGAGUUUCUGUUAUGCUUAGCCUCAUCCUUCAAAUUGUACUCAUCAUUCUGGGUAAUCGCAGAAAGUAUAAUCACAAGGGCUGGCUGAAAUUUGUAUUAUGGUGUGUCUACUUAUCUGCAGACUCCAUAGCAACUGCUUCCCUUGGUGUCAUCUCAAAUAACCUUUCGGAUUUAUUUGAAGAUAAUGCUGGAUACAUCAUCGAUGCCAACGUUGAGUUAACUGCAUUUUGGGCACCAUUUCUUCUUCUCCAUUUGGGUGGCCCUGACACCAUCACUUCUUAUGCUCUUGAAGACAAUGAGCUUUGGCUCAGGCACUUCCUUGGACUAAUUGUCCAAACAGGAGUCGCUAUUUAUGUGCUCUCCAUGGCUUGGACAGGCUCUUAUCUUACAUUUCUCUACAUCCUAAUGUUGAUUGCAGGGCUAAUUAAGUAUGGAGAACGCACUUCGUCGCUUUGGAAAGCUAGCAGUGAGAAUCUUAGAAAGAAAUUUAAACACAAAAAUGAUGAAGAUCAGGUGGGUCGAAGAUUUCUUAAGCAGCAUGGAAGUAAGGAUGAAGAAGGGUACUUUGUGGGAACAGACAUGAUUACACCAUUUGAUUUUCCAGUGGAUCUCUCUCGGCUUUGCAGCAGCAACGUUAACAAUAAUUCUGCUUCUGAUGAAGAUCGAUUAGUUAUCGCAGACUCACUGCGGAAAGUAACUAUGAGUCUUUUCUUAGAUACAAUUCUUACCUCCACAAUCAAAGAGACCACUCAGUAUCUUUUCAAUAACAUGUCUGUUGAAAAUGCUUUCAAAAUCAUUGAAAUGGAAACUGCAUUUACGUUUGACUUGCUUUACACCAAGAGAUAUAUGCAGCAAUAG
Molecule: messenger RNA, 948 nt
Organism: Mangifera indica (mango)
Lineage: Eukaryota; Viridiplantae; Streptophyta; Magnoliopsida; Sapindales; Anacardiaceae
Exons: 2
Coding region: 1-948 (315 amino acids)
Source: RefSeq, a predicted model, not a curated record